ACGUGGUCUAGUUUUGCAGCUCGCUGGGUUUUAAACCGUAACUCAGUUUGUUUUGUUUUGAGCACACUCAGAUAUGCUGUCUACAUAGACAGCUGGCUGUGAUUUGAGACGGCGCCGCUGUUUAUAGGGUCAUCGUGUGUUGUGAGCUCAUGCAGUUGAGUUCACGCGCUGAUCUACUCCAUCCACAUCCUGCGCACCGCGAUCUCUCUCUCUCUCCUUCACCAUCAUCGAUACAGAAGAUUAAACACCUCCUCUGUUUGUUUGCUGUUGCAAUAUUGUGCAUGCAGCGUCAGAACUAGAUUUUCAGCUGCAUUGAAGCCUCCCAGUGAACGGGAUUACGAGGACAUCGGAAGGACGUUUUUAACGUUAUAUUCCAAAUGUUUUGAGUGGAUUUGGUUUCGUCGGAGCGCUUCUGAACCGCAUUCACGGAGUUACAAGCUUUAAGACGCCAGCAGCAGACAAAGCGACAUUUCUGGGCAUGAUGUCCACAUGCCUCUGUGUCCUGGAGCGCAUCCUGUUGUGUUGAGGAUAGACAUCUGCAAUGAAGGAGUUAUCCAAACAAACAUGUAAACCAAACACGCGGAUCUUAUUUCUUUCCCAUCGCCUCGGAUGCAAAUAUUAGCGUUUUUAACGUAAUGCAUUUAAAACGCUGAAGAUUUCAAUAAAACAUGGAGCUAAGAAAAUGGUUCCACGCUUUUCUUUGACUGGGUUGUGCAAUGCUUCCUCCAUCAGAUCAGAGAUGUUUCUUCAAGAUCCAGCUGUCUCGUUUGUUCCUUGAGGACGUUUGAAUUCUGAUUCACUUGUGUUGCUUUAAAGUUUAGUUUUAUUGCUGGUGGGUAGAUGACAGGCAACAUGCAUCUCGGGGUAGAGGAGCCCAUCCGAGAGUGCCAGUAUAAUCAGAUCUGCACACACAACUCCUCACCCAUGGACACUCCACACACCAAGAAGAAGAAGAUCAAAAGGAAAUGGCAGGUUUUUCCUGGCCGAAAUAAGUUUUACUGCAACGGCCGGAUCAUGAUGGCAAAGCAGACUGGGGUCUUCUAUCUCACCAUGGUUCUCAUUUUGGUGACCAGUGGCCUCUUCUUUGCCUUUGACUGCCCAUUCCUGGCAUCAAACCUGACCCCUGCCAUUCCGGCCAUCGGAGGAGUGCUGUUCGUCUUCGUGAUGGGAAUGCUGCUCCGGGCGAGCUUCAGCGACCCGGGCGUCCUGCCCAGGGCUACACCAGAGGAAGCAGCCGACAUUGAGAGGCAGAUAGAUGCAACCAACGGCCCGAGCGGCCCAGGCUACAGACCACCACCCCGAACCAGAGAGGUGGUCAUUAACGGUCAAACAGUCAAGCUAAAAUACUGCUUCACCUGCAAGAUCUUCCGACCGCCGCGGGCCUCCCACUGCAGCCUGUGUGACAACUGCGUGGAGAGAUUUGAUCAUCACUGUCCGUGGGUGGGCAACUGCGUGGGGAGGAGGAACUAUCGCUUCUUCUACCUGUUCAUCCUCUCACUCUCCUUCCUCACCAUCUUCAUCUUCGCCUUCGUCAUCACGCACGUAAUACUGAGAUCCAACAGGACUGGCUUUCUUAGCGCUCUCAAAGACAGCCCUGCUAGUGUUCUGGAAGUGGUGGUGUGCUUUUUCUCCGUCUGGUCCAUCGUGGGACUGUCAGGAUUCCAUACCUACCUGAUCAGCUCCAAUCAGACCACCAAUGAAGACAUCAAAGGUUCAUGGUCAUCCAAACGAGGAAAAGGCAACUACAAUCCCUACAGCUACGGAAACCUCAUCACCAACUGCUGCGCUGCACUGUGUGGACCUCUGCCACCGAGUUUGAUUGACAGAAGAGGUUUUGUCCAACCAGACACUCCGCAGCCUGCGGCCCAGACGAACGGCACCGGUGCCUGCCCCUCCAAUCAAGUCCAGAGUCACAUGUGUGCUCAAGACCAGUGCAUUCAGAGCACCAAAUUCGUUUUGCAGGCCGCCACCAACCCGCUGCUCCACAGUCAGACCAUCAUUCUGGGCGGAGGCGCGCCCCUCCAGGCCAAGACCUCUCUGGGUGGACCGUGCUCCACUCUGGGCCCCUCUCAGCCCUCGCUGCCCUCCUCCAUCCCAGGCCUCAGCUGCGGAGGAGAGCUGAUGGCCCUGCGAGACUCUGAGAUCCACUGUCAUCAUCACCUACACCAUCAACAUUUCAUCAGUCCGGAGGAGACGCCCUCUCCGCCCGCAGCCCUGCCCUGUGCCACCCACUUGGGUCACCACGUUCACCCGGCGCAGCUCUUCGACCCCGCCAGCCAGGACUCGCUCCAUGAAGACUCUGUGCGGGGUUUGGUGAAGCUGAGUUCAGUGUGAGCUGUUUUGAAUGCCGUCCUGCUGAACUGGACCACAAGCCAUACGGUACUUUACACGCAUAUAACAGCCUCUGCCGGACUUUCUGAUAUGUAAAGGAGGCAGCUGCCCCGAACUAUUUCCGGAGUAUCAAGUGAGGACCAAAGCUAGUCUUCCAGCUCUAAAAUUACUCAAACAAGCUAUUAUUAUUAUUUUUUUUAAUGGAAGCUUAUUUCCACUACGGAAUAAAAAUAUUAAAAAAAGGUAACUGCAACCUUUUCUCUCACAAGUCUGACUUUUUUCGUGCAACUGCGACUUUGUAACUCACAAUUUGACUUUUUUUUCUCAGAAUUGCGAGUUUAUAUUUUGCAAUUACGAGAAUAGAUCUCACAAUUCUGACUUUUUUCCUCAGAAUUCUGCAUGUGCAUGUGGUCAGGUCAGGUGUCUAAAAAUGUGAGAAAAAAAUUGCAAGAUGUAAACUCAGAAUUCUGAGAAUUUGUGAGAUCCAAAAUCGCAUCUGCAAGUCUGAAUUGUGAGAUGCAAACUCAGAAUUCUGAGAAAAAAAAAAAAAGGUCAGAAAUGUGAGAUAUAAACUCACAAUUCUAAAAAAUAAAGUCAGAACUAUGGGAUAAAAAUGCGUAAUUCUGAGAAAAGGUUCAGAAUUGUGAAAUACUAAUUCAGAAUUCUGAGGAAAAAAGUUAGAAUUGUGAGAUUUUAAAUUUGUAGUUCUAGAAGAAAAAAAUCUAAAUUGUGAGAUGUAAACGCACAAUUGCAAGUUUAUAACUAACAAUUCUAUAAGAAAAAAGUCGGAAUUGUGAGAUAUAAUCUCAAUUCUAAAAAAAAUCAGAAUUAUAAGAUAUGAUCUCGCAAUUGUAGAAAAAAAUCAGAAUUGUGAGAUGUACACUCACAAUUGCAAGUUUAUAACUAACAAUUCUAUAAGAAAAAAGUCAGAAUUGCGGGAUGUAAUCUCACAAUUCUAAGAAAAAAGUUUGAAUUUUCAGAUAGAAAUUUGUAAUUCUGAAUUCUAAAUUAGAAUUAUGAGAUAUGAACUCGCAAUUCUAAGAUUGUAAGAAAGUCACAAUGACCUUUUUACCUAUUUUGGCAGAAACAAGCUUCCGUAGCCUCUCUAAAAGCAGCUCUAUAGAGCACAGCAGUGGCCACCCACUUUUACGUUCAAGUAUUUUCCCCAUUCAUUUCUCCAUAAAGAUUUCACAAAGUUCUCCAAUAAAGAAAGCAAAGCCUUAAACUAAACCAACCAGCUCUGAUAUGAAUCAUUAUAAACUCAGAUUUGAAGAAAAAAUAUUUUAAAUCUGUAGAGUUACAAGACAGAUUUUCUGAGGUCAUGAACUGCUCAUCCCCCAUGAAGCAUUGUGAAUGGUGCAAUCAAAUAAGAAACUACGGUUCAAUAUAAAACAAUAUAUUUUAAGUAUAUUACAAAAUAUUGUGACUGUCAUUCACAGUGCUGCAUUGCAGUGGUCGAUCGUUGCUGAGCUCUUUUGCAGCGAUUUAUGUUUCCAUAGUAACAAUGAGUCCUCUGAUUGGUUUCUUUCUAGUUAAGAUUAUGGUGUAGGAGAAUGCAGCUAUUAAAAAUAUCUUUUAAAAAAGACCUUGAAAUCACAGACUUAUGGUUUUUAAAGCAGCACAUAUCAUCUCUUAAAGUUCAAAAGCCUCUUAAAAGGUUUAUGUGCUAUUGGGGUUAAAAUUCAAUUAAUUUAUGGAGAAAGUAAAUGGGAUUUUUACUUAUGGAAGCUGACUGUUGUGCUCUAGAAGUGGGCUUUGCUGUUUUUUUUUUUUUUUUUUCAGUCAGCCAAUAAAUGGGAUCAUUUCAUAUGGACAGUGUUCUUGUGUGAUCUGUUCAUUUGUGGUCCUCCAGUAGUAUUACCUGAGCUGGUGAGAUGACAGAGAAUCACUUCAGUGUUCGUCUGUUUGUACAGCCUGUGGUUCAGACUCUCACAGACUCAUCUGUCCCAAAGUCUGACAUGUUUGGUCGUACAGUGAUAGAGACAGACAACUUUAAUGCGACGUCACUGCCUUUAUCUCUCUCUGGGGUUAUGUCGAUGAUAUUAGUGGUAUUAUCUAUGAUAAUUAUGCUUUGGUUAUAUAUUUGGAUAUAUAGUGCAUCAAAUUUAAACCAGGUGCCAACACAUUAUGGUCAUGUGAUUAUGUGCCAAAAAACAGUUUCCUGGUUUAAAGCUACAAAAGUGGAAUAUUGUGGAUGUUAAUAAAUUCACAACUUUUUAAAGAAAAAGCUCUUUGUGAUUGUCUU
Messenger RNA from Onychostoma macrolepis, 4576 nucleotides. RefSeq names its product zinc finger DHHC-type palmitoyltransferase 14 (gene zdhhc14). Bases 841 to 2334 code for a protein of 497 amino acids. The record is from RefSeq and is a predicted model, not a curated record. Gene Ontology annotation, biological process: peptidyl-L-cysteine S-palmitoylation; protein targeting to membrane. NCBI's taxonomy places the organism in Eukaryota, Metazoa, Chordata, Actinopteri, Cypriniformes, Cyprinidae. Gene Ontology annotation, cellular component: Golgi apparatus; endoplasmic reticulum. Gene Ontology annotation, molecular function: protein-cysteine S-palmitoyltransferase activity. The transcript is spliced from 9 exons.